GACAAAAUGGGAUCCGUCACAUUUUCUCCAGACACUGAUAUCCCCAGCCUGGAGGGCAAGAUCAUCCUCAUCACUGGAGGAAACUCAGGACUAGGUCUUGAGACCGCUCGACAACUGUUAAAACAUGAACCUUCCAGGAUCUUCCUCGCUUGUCGUAGCAAAGCAAAGUUUGACCAAGCCGUCAACGAAUUGCAACAGCAGGGCUCCAACACUGAUGCAGUAUCUUUUCUAGCUCUGGAUCUUGCUUCUCUAUCGAGCAUCAAAUCUGCCGUCACAGAGUUCCAGGCGUCCUCCACUCGACUCGAUAUUCUCGUCAACAAUGCCGGCAUUAUGAUGACACCAGAGGGUGUAACUGAGGAAGGCUACGAGAUUCAGAUUGGCACGAACCACGUGGGCCAUGCUUUCCUUACACAUCUUCUCUUCCCCACUCUUGAAGAGACCACCAAGACUAAUCCUGAUGUGAGGAUCAUAUUCGUUUCUUCAAUGGGAGAGUCCAUAGCUCCAAAGAAUCCAUACCAGUUCGAGCAAUUCAAGACCACGAUGUCUAGCAUCUCCACUCAAUCUCGCUAUGCUAUAUCGAAACUUGCAAACGUUCACUACGCUGCAGCCCUUGCCGAACGAUAUUCCAAGUUCAAAGUGAUCAGUAUUCACCCAGGAGUAGUACAGACGAACCUCACUGCACCGAUUAUUAGCACCAGCCUUAUAAUGGGAAUGAUCACCCGACUCGUGACGAGCUUGAUCGCCGUUGACGCUGCCAAGGGUGCCCUGAAUCAGUUAUGGGCAAUGACAGAUCCCACGGCUGAAAGUGGUGCUUUCUACCAUCCUGUUGGUGUAACGGGCAAAGGAAGCAAAUUGAGUCGGGAUAAGGAUGCCCGUGAAAAGCUUUGGGAAUGGACCCAGCAGGAGAUCCAGCAGCACCUUGGUUGAAGGAGUUAUAUAGCGGGAUAACUGUUUAUUAAAUUAGUAGCCUUUUCACUCUUAGUAUUAAUUGCUUAUGAUAGUUGUAUUUUACAG
Molecule: messenger RNA, 1014 nt
Organism: Fusarium redolens
Lineage: Eukaryota; Fungi; Ascomycota; Sordariomycetes; Hypocreales; Nectriaceae
Exons: 1
Coding region: 7-927 (306 amino acids)
Source: RefSeq, a predicted model, not a curated record